AUGGCAUCGCUUCCUGACAAGGUGCUCUCAUGGCUGUACGGCGUUCUUCAUGUCAGUAUGCCCUCCAGCUCGCGCGAUAUGAUACAAUAGCUAAUGUAUGCUACAGGAGUAUCGCGAUCCUCAACGAACGUAUUCGGAUGCCGCCCGAACCCUCGCCGCAUACCCAACGCUUUCGCCGCGAACCGAAGUAUAUACCUACGAAGAUGGGGCUUCCGCGUUGCUCUUGACUCUCUGGGGAACACUGCCUGUGGCGUUCAGGGGAACCAUAUAUCGCUUUCCGGUGAAGUUAUGGUUUCCGCACAACUACCCGCAAGAGGCGCCCAUGGCAUAUGUCAUUCCGGAGAAGGACAUGCUGAUACGUCCUGGACAGCAUGUUGGCGUAGAUGGCAGGAUAUACCAUCCAUACUUACGAGACUGGGCCGGCAUGUGGGACCGAGCCAGCAUUGCCGAAUUUCUUGAAUAUCUCCAGCAGGUGUUUGGGAAAGAGCCUCCAGUCAUAAGCAGAGCGCAGCAGCAGCAAUAUCAGAGACAGCUGGGUCCUGGACAAACGCAACAGAGGCCUGGAGCGAGUCAGACGCCUCCACAACCUCCUCCUAAGCAGAGAGUGGGAAACGUCGAGGCCCCUGAGGGCUCUGCGUCGAAUGCUCCACCGCCUUUGCCUCCAAAACCUGGCGAAGAAUACGCAGAGCCUGCACGCAACACUGCACGGGAUGGCCCCCCUCUUCCGCCCUUGCCCCCUGAAGCCACGCCGAAUCAGCCUGGAGCGGCUUCCUCUGGACCUCAAAAUGAUCAAUGGCAAAGUCCACGAGCUUCGUCAUACCCCUCGGGUGCUGGAUAUCAAAAUGGCAGGCCGCUUGGACCGUCGCCUCUACCUUCGAUGCCAUACCCACAAGCGCAAUACCAGCAAAUGCAACGCUCUAAUCACGAUAGAAGCCCUGUAUCUCCAAUCUCACCUGCCAAUGGGUACUCAAAACUCCCAGAGUCGAAAUACUCGCGACCCGCUCCUCUGCCACAGGCACAGUAUCAGCAGUCGCGGUUGCCGCCUCCUCAGACCUCUCGGUAUCCCCCACAGCCGGCUGAAGGUCGCCCACAAUAUGCACCAGGUCGACCGCAGCCAUUCCAGCCAACUCCAUAUCCAGCACAGCAAGUGCUGCAACAGGCCCCGCAGAAGACACAACCGCCGCCAGAUCUUCUCUCCGACCCAUUCGAGGUCGCUCUGCCAGAAAGGUCAGGUCCAGCACCUCCCGCGCCCCCCAUUCCUCCCAAUCCAGAGAAAGAACACUUGCUACAAGCAAUAUCCGGCACGCUCGUGCAACAAGCUCAACAGAAGGUCAACCAGAACCUCUCAGCAGUCGCGCCUUUGCAGGCACAACAACAGGCAAUGCGCACAGCCUAUGCUCAGUUAGAGGGUGAGAUCCGUCAACUUGAGCAGCUGGAUCAAGCUCUUUCGAGUAACGAGGCGAUAUUGCAUCGGAGCAUACAAGAAUGCGAUCGGACCAUCGCCACGGCGAAAUCUAAGAGGCAGCCUCCAAUCGACGAUGUUCUCAUUGCUCCCACUAUGGUCGCAAACCAACUCUGGAUGCUCUGCGCCGAAGAAGCAGCAUGCCGGGAGGCAAUGUAUGUGCUGCAGAAGGCUGUUGACCGAGGACGAGUGAGUGGCAACGACUUUGUCAGGCAGAUGAGAGGUCUCGGAAGAGAACGGUUCUUGAAGAUGGCGCUAGCCCGUAAAUGUGCCCGUGGUAUGGGUCUUGAAUUGCAAAGGUGA
Messenger RNA from Lecanosticta acicola, 1765 nucleotides. Lineage: Eukaryota; Fungi; Ascomycota; Dothideomycetes; Mycosphaerellales; Mycosphaerellaceae. The record is from the annotation of a GenBank genome assembly.